AGUGCCGCUAGCGCGCACGCGCAACAGAGAGCGCCGCCACGCAGGCGCACUGCAGCCCGGAACACCGCAAAGGCGGCACUGGCUCCCCGCGGGCGAGUAGGCAGGCGCGCGCGCGCUUUUUGGGCGCGCGAAGAAGGGGGCGCGCGCCAUGGAGCAGCGGUUAGCUGAGUUCCGGGCGGCCCGGAAGCGAGCCGGACUGGUGGCUGAACCCAGCACUUCCAGCCAGCGUACACAAACCUCGGGCGAGAAGGCAGAAGCAGCUACGACUCCAAAAGCACCCUCAGGCUGGCUAAAACGGUUCCUGGCGUGGAAACCGAGGCCACCGAGUGCUCAGGCCCAGCCCAGCCUCGCUCAGGGAGCAGCUGGGCCUGGGGGCCGCGAGUCCCAGCCACCACGGAGUCCAGCUGAAGCCCCUCCACCGCCACGGCCGCCACCGCCCCUGGCCCCCCGGGACCGGUCUCUCCUGACCAGCGUCACCUUGUUGAAGGUGCUCCUCUGGUUGGUCCUGCUGGGGCUGUUCGUGGAACUGGAAUUUGGCCUGGCCUAUUUUGUCCUGUCCCUGUUCUACUGGAUGUAUGUGGGGACGCGAGGCCCCGAGGAGAAGACGCAGGGAGAGAAAAGCGCCUACUCCGUGUUCAACCCGGGCUGCGAGGCCAUCCAGGGAAGCCUGACCGCCGAGCAGCUGGAACGCGAGCUGCACCUGAGGCCUCUGCCGCAGAGAUAGGACCGGACCGGCGGCGGGCCCCCCGGGCCGCGCACCCCCUGGCUUAGACUGAGAGCAGCUUGCGGGUCAGGUCUGCGACCCCACAAUUCCACACUUCCCCUGACCUCCUGCGACAGUUUUAUCUCAGAACUUCUUUUUCAUUUUGGUGAAACUCCUGGAAAGAUACUCACUGUGGGUCUGAUGCAAUUUAUAAACAUUACACACUCAAGACAGGAGACCUCUUUGUCUCUUUAUUUAAGAGAGGCAAUUCUUAGAACACUAGGAGGGCUUUGGCGAGAUAACUGUUGAAAAUAUUGAGCUGUUUGAAGUAAUGGUUUGGUACAUCAGAGCUAUGUGUUAAAAGUAAAUAUUCUCUUUAAGUCUUUUUUUUUUUUUUAGCAUUAGUUACAGUAAGUCCCCUGCAUACAUACAUGACUUCUGUUCCAAGAGUGCAUUUGUAAGUCCACUUUGUUCCAAGUCCAACACAGUUAGCCUAGGUACCCAACUAACCCAUUUGGCUAUAUAGUGCUGUAAUAGGUUUGUAAUACUUUUCACACAAAUAAUACAUAAAAUAGAAAACAUUUUUCAUCUUAUAGUACAGUAAGAAAAAGUACAAGUACAGUGAGAAAGCACUUGAAAAGUACAGUAGUAAUAAAAUAGAAAACAUUUUUCAUCUUAUAGUACAGUAAGAAAAAGUACAAGUACAGUGAGAAAGCACUUGAAAAGUACAGUAGUAUGGCCCGACAGCUGACAUACCAGGGCUGGCAUCAAGUGAACGCGCAAGAGGCGUCACAGACUGGAGGAGAGAGAAGUGGGCGACGGCAGAGCUGAAGGGUCAUCAGCAGUAGGAGAUGGAAGGCAAGCUGCAAUGUCCCUCAUGCCUGACGUUGAUGUCACUGGUUCUGGUUCCUUGCUGGAUUCAAUUCCACCUGUCCUCUUGAAAACACAGUCUAGUGGUGUCUGAGUAGUAGCUCUUUUUUUUCUCGCCAUAAUGACCUGGCAGCACUGGAUUGCAUUCUGAAUGGCUGCUGCAGACUUUGUGAACUCUUCUGCAUUCAGGUCCGGUGCCUCAAAAACUUAACAGGGCCUCUCACGGAAAACCCCUUUACUAUUUCCUGCGCCAUGAAGCUCUUCAGUUCUUCAGUUACUUCUUCUGCUUGUCUCUCUUGGUGCUUUCUCUGGGCCUCCCAACUCCAGAUCUUCAUUAGUAAAUUCUUCAUGUUGCACAGCAAGGAGUUCAAUGCAGUUGUCCUCUUGCAGAUCUGGUUGAAAUAAAGAAACUACACUACUGUGCUUAUA
Molecule: messenger RNA, 2002 nt
Organism: Odocoileus virginianus texanus
Lineage: Eukaryota; Metazoa; Chordata; Mammalia; Artiodactyla; Cervidae
Gene: SAYSD1
Product: SAYSVFN motif domain containing 1
Source: RefSeq, a predicted model, not a curated record